AUGACCAGGGGGACGGGGUCGGGACCAGGGGGACGGGGUCGGGACCAGGGGGACGGGGUCGGGACCAGGGGGACGGGGUCGGGACCAGGGGGGCGGGGUCGGGACGAGGGGGACGGGGUCGGGACCAGGGGGACGGGGUCGGGACCAGGGGGGCGGGGUCGGACCAGGGGGACGGGGUCGGGACCAGGGGGACGGGGUCGGGACCAGGGGGACGGGGUCGGGACGAGGGUGACGGGGUCGGGACCAGGGGGACGGGGUCGGGACCAGGGGGACGGGGUCGGGACCAGGGGGACGGGGUCGGGACGAGGGGGACGGGGUCGGGACCAGGGGGACGGGGUCGGGACGAGGGUGACGGGGUCGGGACCAGGGGGACGGGGUCGGGACCAGGGGGACGGGGUCGGGACCAGGGGGACGGGGUCGGGACGAGGGGGACGGGGUCGGGACCAGGGGGACGGGGUCGGGACGAGGGUGACGGGGUCGGGACCAGGGGGACGGGGUCGGGACCAGGGGGACGGGGUCGGGACCAGGGAGCGUGUGAACUGA
Molecule: messenger RNA, 543 nt
Organism: Platichthys flesus (European flounder)
Lineage: Eukaryota; Metazoa; Chordata; Actinopteri; Pleuronectiformes; Pleuronectidae
Product: putative per-hexamer repeat protein 5
Exons: 1
Coding region: 1-543 (180 amino acids)
Source: RefSeq, a predicted model, not a curated record